GAUAGAUGUAACCACUGUGAUGUCACACACAUUUUGGUUUGUGUUACAUGCCAAGAGAUGUGGCUUUGCUUUUGUGCUCUAUUUGUCUUUCAGGUGUCAAGCCUCCACCUAUUGGCCAGUUCGAAGUUGAUUGGCAUGUGUCCAUUGGCUGGUCUGGGCCCAGUUGGCCAAUCACACUCCAAGGAUCACUACAAAUGAGCAGCUCCCUGGCCAGCUGGUGGCUGCUGGCUUCUGCUUUGUAACAAACAUUUGUGUGAAGGCUUCUUUGUAUGGUGUGUGUGUGGUGGGAGGCUGGACAGGUAAGCUGGGGUACCCUAUACACUGGUUGCAGGUUUUAAACUGUUAGACACACUAGGUUAUGCGGUUGAUGCCACUUUUGUAUGUUUUCACUGACUUUUUGUCGAGCAGCUAGGUAGGCCUUUUGUUUUGCAUUUUUGUUUUAGUUAGGCCCUGGAAGCUAUCGACCUGUUUUUGUUUUAUUACUUUCUUUGAUUUGGCUCAACCGCCCAGUCCUCCUCCCCCCACCUGUUUCUGUUGUUAAGUUGACUGUCAAGGCAAGCAACCAAUAAAUCCUGCCUGAUUCUUGACUGUCCUGUUGUCCUCCUCCUUCAUUGAUUGUGGUUGUCCGGUGUUGCUGUCUCCUUCCUACCUUUGCCUCCACCAUGGUGGGGGGGACGUAACACAAGUGGGGGCUCGUCCGGGAUCUGUUUAUGCUGUGGACAACCUAAAUUAAUGAAAGUGUGUUGUGGUUUUAGGGUGGCAACGUUUCGUGGUUGCAGUCUAAGAUGAGUUUUGACCUGCUUGAUUUUGUUAAUCAACCUAGCGUUGAAAAAAUUGACUUGUGUCGCAAAGACGACUUGUUAAGUGUUGCUGCCCAGUAUAAACUUUCCGUACCAAAAUAUGGAGCGAAGAAGGAUAUUAAGCAGGCUUUGUUGGAGGGGUUAGUCGAGUUGGGUAUCUUAAGUAGCCCUGCUAUAACUGAGGUACCUUCUCAAGACCCCUUAGCUUCCCCUGGAGCCUCUGCUAAUCCAGCUUCUCCAGAGAGAACUGAAGAGCAAGCUCUACUUGCUACACCUCCGGGUGCCCAAGUUAAGUCAGAUGCGGCUCCCCAAACUCUGCCUCGCUUUAAGCCUUUCUCUCCAGAAUCCCAGACAACUAGCAGUGAUGCAAAGCUUAAGGUUCGUUUAUUACGUUUACAGUUGGAGGCACAGGAGAAGGAUAAGGUGCGUAAAGCAGAUUAUGAUCUUCGGCUGGAGAUCCGUAGGCUUGAGAUAGAAGCUGAAAAAGAAAUCAGGUUAAAGCAGCUUGAAGUAGAAGCACUGAAGAUGUCCUCAGAGGAGAAAACACAUGCCACUAAAGAAAUCCCAAAAGUCUCCCCGGAAAGUUUUAAUGUUAACAAACAUAUUGCUCUAGUACCUACCUCUCAUGAGACUGAGGUAGAUUCAUAUUUCAACGCUUUUGAAAAGGUGGCUACUGCUCUGAAAUGGCCAAGAGACAUGUGGCCUAUUUUACUUCAGUGUAAAUUAGUGGGCAAAGCUCAGGAGGUAGCUUCACUUUCGCUAGAGCAGAGCAUGAAAUAUGAAGUGUUGAAGGAAACAAUUGUACGUGCCUAUGAACUGGUACCUGAGGCCUACAGGCAGAAAUUUAGGAACCACAAGAAGUCCAGCAGUCAAACAUAUGUUGAGUUUGCACAUGAAAAAGGGGCUCUUUUUGAUAAGUGGUGUACUGCUAACGGAGUUGGUGAUGAUUAUGAGUCUCUGCGCGAGUUAAUGCUACUUGAGGAUUUUAAAAAUUCAUUACCUGAGAGAGUCAUAAUGUUCUUAAAUGAACAGAAGGUGACGUCAAUGUCAAAAGCAGCUGUGUUGGCCGAUGAAUUUGUGUUAACACAUAAGAAUGUUUUUUCACCCAUUUCCCAUCCAGAUAGGCCCACAGCCUUUCGCUCUGCACAGCUUGAGUCUAGUCGCUCUGCUGCGAGGCCAGUGAGACUACCUUCCCUUCCCCAUGUCAACAGGAUGCCAAGAAGAAAAAGCUGGCUUACUUCUCAGAUGAAGGUCUACUGAUGCGCAGAUGGAUGAGUGAGGUCUCAGAAGAUGCAGACUGGUCUGCAGUUUAUCAGGUGGUUGUACCUACUGCCUAUCGUACCCAGGUAUUGUCCUUAGCACAUGACCAUCCAUGGUCAGGACAUUUGGGGGUUAACAAGACAUACAGCAGAAUUCUGAAACAUUUCUUCUGGCCAGGACUGAAAUCUGAUGUUGUUCAAUACUGCCGUACAUGCCAUGUAUGCCAAAUGACUGGCAAGCCAAACCAAAUAAUCCCACCAGCUCCUCUGUCCUAUCCCAGUAGUAGAGGAGCCAUUUCAAAAAGUGAUUGUUGACUGUGUGGGGCCUUGACCUAAAUCUAAAACUGGAAACCAGUUUCUGUUGACGGUCAUGUGCGUUUCAACUAGGUUUCCUGAGGCAAUCCCACUACGGAGGAUUACAGCUCAGAUUGUUGUCAAAGCGCUGAGAUUCUUUUCUACCUUUGGUCUGCCUAAGGUUGUGCAAACAGACCAAGGCACUAACUUUAAGUCUAGAGUAUUUGCCCAAGCCCUGAAAACAUUAGGCAUUGAACACACAACCUCAAGUUCUUACCAUCCUGAGAGUCAGGGGGCGCUAGAGAGGCUUCAUCAGACUUUGAAGUCCAUGUUAAGGAAACACUGUUAUAGUUCUCAACGGGACUGGGAUGAAAGUGUUCCUCUUGUUUUAUUUGCCUGUCGUGAAGCAACCCAAGAGUCUCUGGGGUUUAGUCCCGGGGAACUUGUGUUUGGGCGUGAGAUGAGGGGGUCCUUUAAAGGUUUUUAAAGAGAGGCUGGCUAAUCCGGUGGACAACACCAAAAGCCUUCCUGACUAUGUCAAAACACUAAACGACAGGUUAAAGAGGUCCUAUUCCUUAGGAAGGAAUGCACUAGCCACUUCACAAGCGAAAAUGAAGAGACACUUUGACCAGCGGGCUGUCGACAGUUCAUUCCAGCCAGGUGACAGAGUGCUCCUUCUCCUUCCGGUGCCCGGCUCCUCUCUUUCCGUUAAAUUCUCUGGUCCUUAUGUUGUAGAGA
Messenger RNA from Oreochromis niloticus (Nile tilapia), 3091 nucleotides. RefSeq lists its product as uncharacterized. The coding region runs from base 786 to 2060 and encodes 424 amino acids. The transcript is spliced from 2 exons. The record is from RefSeq and is a predicted model, not a curated record. NCBI's taxonomy places the organism in Eukaryota, Metazoa, Chordata, Actinopteri, Cichliformes, Cichlidae.